Molecule: messenger RNA, 1551 nt
Organism: Didymosphaeria variabile
Lineage: Eukaryota; Fungi; Ascomycota; Dothideomycetes; Pleosporales; Didymosphaeriaceae
Gene: prp3
Product: U4/U5/U6 small nuclear ribonucleoprotein prp3
Exons: 1
Coding region: 1-1551 (516 amino acids)
Biological process (GO): mRNA splicing, via spliceosome
Cellular component (GO): U4/U6 x U5 tri-snRNP complex
Source: RefSeq, a predicted model, not a curated record
AUGCCCGAGAAACGACCAUAUCCGGGCGACCACGGCGAUGCAGUUAAGCGCGCAAAGCCGGUGGCCGACCCUGUGGUUGCUGCAAAAGCUGCCGCCGCCGCAAAGGCUGCCGAAAUCAGGGCCAGACUUGCAGCGAGAAAACCGCAGAGCAAUGGCGCAUCUCCGGCGGCGUCGCCGUCACCAGCUCCAACCCCAGCACCUGCAACAGCGAGUUCAAUGUCCCGGCUAGAGGCGAUGAAGGCGCGAACCGCGGCCCUGCUUGCCAGCAAGAAAAUUGAUUCCAAGAUUGAGGCGAGUGCCGCUGCCUCCGUAGACAGACCGCAUUCAGUCGCCGCCUUGGACACCCGUAGACCACCGGAGACCAAGGCUAAAGCACCCGCACCGCCGCCCGAGGAAGAUAAGAAGAAUCCUUACUACGAUCCGAAGCCCGUACCUGGCGCCAAAACUCGAGUUUCGCGUGGUCUCCUGUUCAACUCGCGUGGCAAGUACCUCGAACAGGCUUCCAAGCUGCGUGCGCAGAAUCGACUGGAAGAGAUCAAAAAGGCGCUUGCCCUUCAAGCCCGCCGGGCAGGUCUGGAUGAGAACAGCGAGCGUGGAUUCUUGGUGCAACCACCCCCCGAAGUGGAAUGGUGGGAUGAGGGCCUACUAGAUGAGAAGACAUACGAUUGUCUGGAAGAUGAGUCCAAGGUCAAGAUACAGGGUGACGAUUCCAUCAUCACCAUUUACAUUCAGCAUCCCGCUCUAGUCAAAGCUCCGCAAGACAAGCGGCUCAUUGAAACGAAGCCCAUGUACCUCACUCCGAAAGAGCAGGCUAAACUCCGCAGGAUGCGCCGUGCUGAAGACCUUAAAGAGCAUCAGGCCAAGAUUCGUCUUGGUUUGGAGCCUCCGCCACCUCCAAAGGUGAAGCGCGGAAACAUGAUGCGAGUCAUGGGAGAGCAAGCGAUUGCCGAUCCUACUGCGGUAGAAAUGUUGGUGGAAUCACAGAUUGCACAACGACAUGACGACCACGUGAAGUCGAACGAGGAGCGAAAGCUUACCAAGGAGCAACGACAUACCAAGCUUGAGGCCAACCAGCAAAAGGAUGCUCAGAAGGGUCUCUAUAUGUGCGUCUUCAAGAUCAACACCUUAGCUUAUGGAAAGCACCGUUAUCAGAUCGACCAAAAUGCGAAACAGUUGGCUCUUACCGGCAUCACUAUAUUCAACCCCAAGAUGUGCCUGGUCAUUGUGGAAGGCGGCAUACAUUCUAUCAACAAGUACAAGAAGCUCAUGUUGAGCCGUAUCAAAUGGGAUGAGAAUGCUCGACCUACUGAGAUUCAGGCGGAGAAACAAGCACUAGAGCCCAAGUGGAUGCGCUCCAUGGACGAGAACGGUGAGCUGAAGGAUCACUCACACAACACGUGCAUACUUGUGUUCGAAGGCGAGCUCAAACAGCACGGUUUCCGCAAGUGGGGUUCGAAAAUGUGCGAGACGGAUGGCGAAGCAAGACAAGUACUUGCGAGGAGCAAGAUUGACAGUAUGUGGGCACUAGCACUUGCCAAGGGCCCAGAGUAG